Messenger RNA from Mytilinidion resinicola, 1434 nucleotides. Its product is annotated as FAD-binding domain-containing protein. Gene Ontology annotation, molecular function: oxidoreductase activity; FAD binding. NCBI's taxonomy places the organism in Eukaryota, Fungi, Ascomycota, Dothideomycetes, Mytilinidiales, Mytilinidiaceae. The transcript has 2 exons. The record is from RefSeq and is a predicted model, not a curated record. Bases 1 to 1434 code for a protein of 477 amino acids.
AUGACCGUUUGGACCCGACCUUCGGCUCCUCCAUCUGCCAGCCAUUGCGAGUAUGAGCGCCUUCGUCGGUCAUACAUCAACGCGGAUAUAAGAGAAGCAUAUCCAAGAGAGAUCCAUCUUGUUAACUCCACAUUUGAAGUUCAAAACGCUAUUAGAAGCGCAGUCAACUCCAACAGCAAGAUUGGCGUCCGGUCAGGAGGGCAUACGUUCUCAAAUCCAUCGUUGAUACACGAUGGCAUUCUCGUCGACACCACAAAAUUACACUGCAAAGUGGAAUACGAUCCAGUCACACAUUAUAUCUGCUAUGGCCCUGCUGUGCGCGUGGCAGAAGCUUCGGAAUUGUUACAAAAGCUAGGACGAUUCUUUCCUCAUGGCCAUGCUCCAACGGUAGCCUUGGGAGGUUUUACUCUUGCAGGAGGGCAAGGCAUGUUCAUGCCUACUUGGGGCCCAACAGUCGGCGACUGGAUUGUCAGAAUGGAGAUUGUUACACCUGAUGGCAAAGUCAAGACAGCAAGCAUGACGGAAAAUGCAGACCUCUUUUGGGCGGCUCGCGGCUCUGGCCAGGCCUUCUUUGGUGUUGUGACUAGGAUCUGGGCGCGUACCAUCCCGUCCCGACGCAUGUUCAUGAGAAUGAUCCUCUUUGAAGACAAAGACAAUAUCGAGAAUCUUCUGCAAUGGGCUCUGGAAACCAGCCGCAUCAUACCAAGAUGGGGUACCGAGACAGCCAUGACCACGGGCUAUUCAGAGAUGCAUUCGCCUACGCACAAAACCGACAGCAUUCCAUCGCCCCCAACGCUGCACUUUGGAGUCUGCUCCACUGCAUAUGUGGAUACUUUGGAAGAGGCAAGAUCACUCUUGAGUGCUUGGGAUCGUAUUCCAGCCCCCUUACACGGAUCAAUCAUCGAUGCGGGAUCCGUUGCCGAAAUGUCGUGGGCAGCGUACUUCGAGCUCCAGGAGCUGGUGACACCGUCAGGGCCCCGGAACAAUUGGCAAAUUAACAGCUUCCUUAACGAUCCAGAAGUGCCUCUGGAGCGACUCGUCAAAGCAGUCAAACCGGCGAUGACCGAACUUCCCACACGAACAUCACUCGGUUGCAUAUACUGUUGCCACAGUUAUCCCGAUGACAAUGACCACCUCUGCGCCCUGCCACAGCAGUACUACAUAUCCACCUUCACGCACUGGAAGGAAAAGUCCUUGGAGCCCAAGAUAUACGAGCCGAUGGCGGACAUAUAUGCAAAAUUGUACCCACUGGGUGUCGGGAUGUAUAUUGCGGACUACAAUCCAUUCGAUGAGAGGCAGGCGAACGUCAAAGUGUGGACUGAUAAAGGUCUGCAGCGAUUCAUGGAGAUUCGCGCAAAAUAUGAUCCACAGGAACUCUUUCCUGGUUUCAUUCCAUUUGUGCGCAGGGUUAAGCAGGUCGGAAUAAAAUUGUAA